GGAUUUAUUUCACAUAAGAAUAUAACAGCUCAUAUUUUCUUGGAUAUAAAAUUCACCACUUCAACAAAAACACCCUCGAUUAUUCAUUUUUCAUUAUUCUACAAACUCAAUACUCCACCAAUUCUAUUCAUUUUUUUCCUCUAUAAAAUUACAACAAACUCUUCAUUCAUUAACCUUGUUCUAUAAUUUCUGCCAAAUUUCAAAGAGAAAACAAAUGCUUCAUUCUAUCUCAUCAAUGGCAGCAAUCAAGCUAACAACCCAGCUAAAAGCUAGCCCAAUCACGCCGUUUCACUGCCCCAACUCAACUCGGUCGACUCGGCCGACUCGAGUUGGGUUCAAAGUAUUCGCAACCGAAUCGCAAGUGGAGCCGGAUCUUAGUGUUAAGGUUAACGGGUUGACGAUGCCAAACCCGUUUGUGAUCGGGUCGGGUCCACCCGGGACUAACUACACUGUUAUGAAGAAGGCCUUUGAUGAAGGAUGGGGUGCUGUUAUUGCUAAAACUGUUUCAUUGGAGGCUGAUAAAGUUAUAAAUGUAACUCCUCGCUAUGCACGAUUAAAAGUUGCUAACGGCUCCCCAAAAGGACAAAUAAUUGGAUGGGAAAACAUUGAGCUCAUUAGUGAUCGGCCCCUUGAAACUAUGUUGAAAGAAUUUAAGCAGUUGAAGGAAGAAUAUCCUAACAGAAUUUUGAUUGCUUCAAUCAUGGAAGAAUAUAACAAAGCUGCAUGGGAGGAGCUUAUUGACCAAGUCGAACAAACAGGAAUUGAUGCAAUUGAAAUCAACUUCUCAUGUCCUCAUGGUAUGCCAGAGCGUAAGAUGGGUUCUGCUGUAGGAAAGGACUGUGCAUUGAUAGAGGAGAUCAGCGGCUGGAUAAAUGCUAAAGCUACUGUUCCAGUGUGGGCAAAGAUGACCCCCAACGUCACUGAUAUCACAGAGCCAGCAAGGGUGGCUCUUAAAUCAGGAUGUGAAGGAAUUGCUGCUAUCAAUACAAUUGAGAGUGUUAUGGGGAUCAAUCUCACUACCCUUCGCCCUGAACCCUGUGUUGAGGGGUACUCAACCCCUGGUGGAUAUUCUUCAAAGGCGGUUCAUCCUAUUGCACUUGCAAAAGUGAUGAGUAUUGCAAAGAUGAUGCAGGCAGAUUUUAGUCCUGAACAUUCCUUGUCUGGAAUUGGAGGUGUUGAGACUGGGGGUGAUGCUGCUGAAUUUAUUCUUCUUGGAGCAAAUACUGUUCAGGUCUGCACAGGAGUCAUGAUGCAUGGGUAUGGUCAUGUGAAGAAGCUAUGCUCUGAACUAAAGGACUUCAUGAGAACACAUAAUUUCUUGUCGAUAGAAGAUUUUCGAGGUGCUUCUUUACCAUACUUCACAACACACACGGAAUUGGUACGAAUGCAGAAGGAAGCUAUACAGCAAAGAAAAGCUACCAGAAAAGGUUUGGCAUCUGAUAAAGACUGGACAGGAGAUGGCUUUGUGCAGGAAACUGAGAGCAUGGUUUCCAACUAACAUUGUCAAAUUCUCUAUGCAGUUGGGAAGUGCUUUGGCUUGAGCAUACAAAACUGCAUUUCCAAUGUAUAGGAAGAAAGCGAUCGUCAAAGGGGAAAUGUAAAGGGGAUAUCUUCAAUGUUGUCAUGCACAGCGACUAUUUUCUGGACAAUUUCGUAAAUCAAAUUAGUAAACCUUUCGAUUCUGCUGUGGAGAAAAUUGCGUAGUAAAUUGUGUGAUGUACAUUUCUUUUCCUUAAUGAUGGUUAUGGAGUAUAUAUCAAACUUCAGCAUAAUAACAUUCUAUUUUUUUUAUUUUUUUUUUUUUUUUUUAACAAUAAAAGCCCUAAUUGAAUAUAUACCCCUAUGCUGUAAACUUUAUUUUCACUAUCUCCUUGAAAGUAAUGAACCAAAUUUCUACUUAUUUUUUGUA
Messenger RNA from Chenopodium quinoa (quinoa), 1909 nucleotides. Its product is annotated as dihydropyrimidine dehydrogenase (NADP(+)), chloroplastic-like. The coding region runs from base 215 to 1498 and encodes 427 amino acids. The record is from RefSeq and is a predicted model, not a curated record. Gene Ontology annotation, biological process: thymine catabolic process; uracil catabolic process. The transcript has 8 exons. Gene Ontology annotation, molecular function: NADP binding; dihydropyrimidine dehydrogenase (NADP+) activity; uracil binding. Lineage: Eukaryota; Viridiplantae; Streptophyta; Magnoliopsida; Caryophyllales; Amaranthaceae. Gene Ontology annotation, cellular component: cytoplasm.